CUGAACGAACGGCAAGGUAAAGGGAUGGCAUGAUGCUGUUCCGAUCCGACACAAAAUGAAUUUUAUGGCGAUGGGUCGGGUAGACCAGUGUUGCUGGUGGUGAUUCACUUUAUUUAAAAUUAUCAUGUCGUUUUUGUUAAACAAGUUAAUGUUUGUGUAAGAAUCUUACUAAAAUUCUUUACAUUAUAUGCGAUAUAUUGUAUGCAUGUAGUUCCUAAACCAAGAUAACAGCGCUAAAGUCCUGAAAAUUUGAGAAAACUGACUUCAAUAAUAAAAUAACAUUAGUGUUUUAUAGUUUAUUUUUCACUGUGUAAAGCUUUUGUUGUCAUCACAUUCGUUUAACCUUUUUGUUUUGCUUGCAUAUUCGUCAACAAUUUUGCAAAACAAGCAUCAAUCGAUUUUUGCACGAAAUUCGGUUCUCGAUUUUAGCUGGUAAAAUCAGUGUCCAAUAUGUCGUCAUCGUUCUUCUGCUGCAUUCCCGGAUGUAGCAAUCGGCACGUCGAGUGGACAACACCGCUUCCACGAGAUGAACUGCUGCAAGCUCACUGGAGUGACGCCAUUCGAGCCGGCACCGGUGGACUGUCGCCACUGGAAGCUCGAGUUUGCAACGCCCAUUUCGUCGACAAGGGAACAACGCCGGCAAUGGAUUACCAGGAACCGACUCUAUUUUACAGAAACAACGUCCCACUGCAAAUCCUCUGCUGUCGCCUAUGCCUCUGUCAUGGCACCUUGGACAGAAUGUUCAACGCUAACGAUCGAUCAUCCAUAGCGGAACGGUCCUUAUCCUGGCUGGCCAACAAACACUUUGGGGUCUGGUUGGAACCCUCGAAUGCAUCGGAGGUGCAGUACUUCUGCGAAAAGUGCAAGGAACGACUUGAAGCGACACAUGCUUUCUGGAUGGACAUCCAGCGAGCCGCCGAGAAGUAUCGCCUAUUGCAAGAGAAAAUGUCCACCCAAAAGCUGCCACUAAUCCCAAGCAAUCAAAUGACACCGAAUCCGGCACAAAUCCACCCAGUCGUUGAACAAAAACCACUGGUUGAUUUACCACGAGAGCCAUUUUUGGACGACCUACCGGUCGAACCUCCACCUCCAAAGAAACAAAAUCUCGGAAAACUGUUUGCCGUCGUUGAAUUCGUCUCCAAGACUUCAGCCCUAAAAGUUCUGGCCGUACCUAUGACUUGGCUAAAGGACGACCUUCUGUUGUGGCCCAAGCUGAUGAACGGAGAAGCGAUUUACGCUCUGCGCAAGGAAGGAACCGCGCUGGAUGAAGGCAUCGAAACAGACAGCUUCCCCGUAAUUGUGCUGCAACAGUUCGAAGACUACCAUUCGGCAGAAGCAGCUGUUCAAGUCAUUCUCAGACGAAGGAACCCGGAACCGUCCGCCUCAACGACUUUUCCUAAAGAUAUUCUCACUCACACGGCAUUCCGCAACGAAAUCCACCAUCUGAAAGCAGAUCUCAACUCACUAGUUCAGACGGCCGUCGAAGCCGCAGCCGAGAGAAGCUUCCGCUCAAACUUAAACCGCUUUUCGAUGGCUACCUUCGAUCAUCAAAGUCAGGCAUUCCACGGUCACAAUCCAGUUGCGGCGCAACCUGCCCAAGAGAUCAUUUCACCCGUACAAGCGGAGGUCGAGAAGCACAAGAAAAUCAGCAUCGAGCCAGAGCUGGAUGAUUUCAACACCAGGUUGGCCGAUCCAGUGAUUUGUCAGAAAUACCUGGACUACUUCGCCAAGUUCAUCCACCCGACCAACUGCUCCAGCAACGGUGACAACGCCCUGUACACCAUCGUGGACUACCUGUUCACGCGAGACUUCUGGAACAACUUCACCUGGACCGGGAUCAAUCGAGGGCAGAAAUCGUCCCGAGGCUUCCGGGAGUUUGCCAACGUGACGCACCUGUUACUGAACAUCGUCCUGCUCGGGGACACUACGUACGAUUCGCAGCGGUUGGAACAAUUCUGCCGGGCGAAGCUGUUCCGAUACUCCAAAGCACGAGCGGCAGGCAAACAGCUGCGGAAGUCAACGGUUCGACCCGGCCGGAAGCGACCGACAACGGAAGAUUCGAGGAGCUCCGAUGGCGGUGGUGAAAUGGAACUCCCAAUGCAUGACUCGAGCAUGGAAGGCCAUAGUGUAGUCUGUAAGGUGGAAGCCUUUACGGACGACAUGUGGCGACAGUCGACCGAUGGCGAUCCGAGUCAGUACUCGGAAGAUAUGAUGUGAGCUCGCAUGAGAAACUCUACUGAAGAAUCCGACGCAUAACGAAAGUUGAUGAGAAUAAAUUCAAUGCAAUCUACUA
Messenger RNA from Aedes aegypti (yellow fever mosquito), 2293 nucleotides. RefSeq lists its product as uncharacterized. Gene Ontology annotation, molecular function: zinc ion binding. The transcript is spliced from 4 exons. Bases 451 to 2217 code for a protein of 588 amino acids. Gene Ontology annotation, cellular component: nucleus. NCBI's taxonomy places the organism in Eukaryota, Metazoa, Arthropoda, Insecta, Diptera, Culicidae. The record is from RefSeq and is a predicted model, not a curated record.